Schistocerca cancellata (South American locust) is the source of this 3400-nucleotide messenger RNA. RefSeq lists its product as uncharacterized. The transcript has 11 exons. Gene Ontology annotation, cellular component: cytoplasm. Lineage: Eukaryota; Metazoa; Arthropoda; Insecta; Orthoptera; Acrididae. Gene Ontology annotation, biological process: protein linear deubiquitination. The coding region runs from base 1 to 2946 and encodes 981 amino acids. The record is from RefSeq and is a predicted model, not a curated record. Gene Ontology annotation, molecular function: cysteine-type deubiquitinase activity.
AUGCUGUCGUUCAGCGUGGAGCCGCACUGGUGCGGGGCGCUGUACUCGCUGUGCGCGCGCCACGAGCGGGCGCUGCCGCUGCCGCACCUCGCCGACGCCUUCGCCUGCUCCGCCGCCGGGCCGCCGGUCGACGUCGACUGGAUCGCCGUCGCCGGCACUUUCGGCUUCGAGAUUUGCUCGCUCUCCUCCACCUGGGCGCUCGCCUUCGAGGCAGUGAAAGCAAGCGGUGUCAUUCUGCUGUUGGGCGUUGGGAGCUUAGUCUGUUAUAAACUGUACAAUUACUACUGGCCAAGGUCGAGGUCACGACUUGGCUCUCCUGAUUCCUCACCUUCACCACAAAGGCGUUCAAAAUACUGUGUUGCCUACAGUUGUGCUCAUGGUGAACUGAUUGAAGAUGUUGAAGAGGAAGAUGAUGUGGACAUUCAGGGUUGUUACUUUGGCCCACUUGAUGAAAAGGAAAAAGUGGAAUGGUCUGCUCACAGUUCAGAGAGUGAGGCAGACACAGAUCCAAGUAAACUGUGCCGAUGUGUCAGACACUGCCCUGUUCAUCACAAGGCACCAUGUUCAAGCAGGCAUAGACAUCCACGACUCAGGUGGAGGUGUCCUAGCCAUAUGACUUCAGCUCCACAGCAGAAGCCAACCACAUGGCUUUUAAGGAAACUAAGCGAUAUGAUGAAUAUUGCAUCAGGACAUCAGGUUGCUGUUGUAGGAAGUCACAUUCCUCAGGAUACACCAAGUUCAAGAGAAAUAGGAAAAUGCCAAUCAAUGCAAGUACAACUUUUGAAGUCAAAAGAGGAACCAAUGCUAAUAUCUUUUUCUGAAGAUAAAGAUUUUUAUUGUCAAGCCUGUCAUGAAAUGCCAUUGCAUACAGAUAGAAUUUGUGGAGAAACUGUGACAGAUACCCCUCAUUUAAUUAGAGAUGAAUCAUAUGACUCACUUGGAUUCUCCAAGGGGAUGCCAAGUGAAGGGUCAUUGGAUAGUGUCUGCUCAGAACUUAGCUUAGAUUUAUCUUUACCAGAAAUUUCUUUGGGAACAAGUACAAUGGUUCGUUUUGAAGGCAUACAGCAGGUAAUUAAUCAGAUAAAAAGUAACUGUGACAACAUGAGUGAAGACUUUGAGACAAUUAAAUGCAAUAGAAAUUUACCUGGCAUGUCCAGCUUAAUGAAAGGGGGAGCAACUUGUGAUCAAGAUAUAAAAGAUGCUCUUCCUGAAGAGGAAGCAGAAAAUGUCAAAGAGCAGCGAGCACGGGCCUGCUUUGCAGGACUAUACAGCCUUACUGUUAUAAACAAUAGCACAUCUUCUGAACUUUCUGAUGCAUGUCUAAAUACUGAUAAUAAACAAGGAAGCUUUGGAUCAGCUGAGUCAUUUGAGUGGGAUUCUCCAAAUCAUGUAAUAAGUACAGAAGUUUGUGAAUCACCUAGUAAUUCAAAAAAUAUUUGUGUUAGUGAAUCAGAAGGACUAAAUAGUGCUAGUGACUAUAUCAAAACUGGCGUAAAUAUUGAGGAAGGAAGUGCCAAAUGUAAUGAUGCAGAUUAUUUACUCUAUCGUCAGUCUAUAAAAGUAAAUGAAACUACAGGUAUAACAACUGCUGCAAGUGAAGAUGACUUGAUGGCGCACUUGGAAUGGGAUGAUGAUUUAACAGAGUUCACAGAAGCAAAUGGUAACUCUAAACUUGAUGGUGACUUUAUGCAUACAUUGGAAACAUUGGAAAUGGACAUGGAAGCAGAGCUUCAAAUGGAAGAGGAUUUUGCGAAAGAUGAUUUUCUCAUAGAUGGUGCAGAUAGUGCUAUGACAAGCUUCAUCUCAACAAGGAGUGGUACUGAUACUUGCUCAAUAGAGAAGUAUUCUGGAAUGGAAAGCAGUGGAUUUGGGAGCCUCAUGCUUGACUCUAGUACAUCAGUGACUUCCCAUAUGUCACCCACUGAUGGAAGUCAAAACAAGGAACCACACAUAUUCAACAAUGCUGAAGAAUCAGCCUACAUAGACUGGGAUAUGGGUCCAGAGCAACCUAUCAUACAGGAUCAACAAGAAGUGUAUGAGAAAUCGAUGGCCUACAGUAGUAGCUGUACUAGUGAGAUUUCAACACCAAUGACUGAAAAUUCUUAUUCAGAUGUUGCAUCUCCUUCAGAAGAGCACAGUAAAGAGCCCACUACUGAAAACAUUGGUAGCAAAGUAGAUUUGCUGCAAUAUGCUCUUAAGGAAUGGAAAGGAAGCACAAAGAAAGCCGAGACAAUCCUGAAGGGGUAUGCUGAAAUACCAUCAACACUGGGAGUUUCUCAUUUACGGCGUAUACGUGGUGACAACUAUUGUGGUGUUAGAGCAGCAGUUUUCCAAGUUUUGGCACAAGGUCUGACAGUGCCUUCUGCUUACAGUACAUUACAAUAUCUAAUGAGCAGUGAAGGGCAUAAUUUGGUACAAGAUUGGACGUUUGCUGGUAGAUUACCAUACGAAGGAAGUAAUGUACUUUUUGGCAUUGAAUCCUGUCUGCAGAGCCUAGAUAAUAUGCCUCGUCUGCUGGCAUCACAUAUUGCAGACAGAGAAGAUGAAGUAACACAUAUUUUAAAUUCUGAUCCUACAAUGGACCUGCACAUAAUGGAAGCAGUUAAACUACAUAUGCUUAAAAAUGCUAUUGAACUGUACCAUAACUACACAAAUGGGGAAGAUGUUCCAUUAUUUGCUAUGUUAAUGUUCUCUCGAGACACUUCAGAAACACCCCGAGAACUGAUGAGAAAUCAUUUACUUGAAGUUGGAAACACAGCUGGACUGGAGCAGAUUGAAAUGUUCCUUUUGGGUUUUACACUUCAUGUAACAUUACGGGUGGUAAGACCUUCAAUGUAUGGUACAGAAGAAUACAUAUGCUGUUAUCCUGAAAACAGUAAUGAGAACUGGCCUCAGGUGCUCCUCAUAGCAGAGGAUGAUCGACAUUACAAUGUUCUCGUUGAAUGAAGCAGAUUAGAUCUUGAUGUAUUUAUACAGCUGGAAGAGAAGAACCUGAGAACAAACAGGACAUGAAAUGUUAUAUAUAUACAGCCCAGCAGACUUAUAAAAUGUGUUCAGAUAUUGAAAAUUCAAAAUAAAUUUUAUUAUCAGUUCCUGAAUUGUGAGAGCUUCUAGUGUGUGCUUGAUAUGGCUCUUGGAAUUACCAAACGUGUUCAGUUUUUCAUUCAAGUGACUGUUCUGCAAGACAGAAGAAUUUACUAACCGAGAAAAUUGCCACCAUUACUGAUAUUAGCUAAUUAGUGAUUAGUGAUAUGGCCCAUAUGUAAAGAAAAGUUGUGCGCGCGCGCGCACACACACACACACACACACACACACACACACACACACACACACACACACACACAGAGAGAGAGAGAGAGAGAGAGAGAGAGAGAGAGAGAGAGAGAGAGAGAGAGAGAGA